AUGUCUGAUAUCAUCAAUUGGGAAAUAGCUGAUAGACUGCGUCAACGUGCUCGUGAAGAUUUAUUUAGUUUAUUAAAAAGUAUCGGUGGACAAAAGGAUUUAUUUAUCGAUGCUGAUCUAUUUCCUUUAAUUGAUUUAACAUCGAAUGCAACUGAAAUAAAAGCAUACGGAGUCGGAAAUUUACAUAAACUUGAUUCAGCAAUAAAUGUUCAAACGAAAAACAAACGUUUAUUUUUACUAAGACCUAAUAUGGCAAGAUUUUUAGCGUUAGCAAAGCAAUUACGUCAAUUAGAUAUUCGUAAUGCUCAUCUGAUAUGUGUGCCAAGAAAGUUUUAUGCUUUUGAACAUUUACUUGAACAAGAAGGCCUUUGGGGACGAUGUACAUUACAUGAAUUAACGGCAUUCGAUAUGGUCCCUGUUGACUAUGAUAUUUUCUCAAUGGUUAAUUCGCAUUUGUUUUUGAAUGUUUAUUUGGAUCAAUCAACAGACUGGCUAUCAACAUUGGCUGCUUCAUUAAUUGAUUUUCAACGAUUGUUUGGAAAAUUUUCAAAUACAUAUUCUUUUGGAAAUUUAGCUGGACAAGUUGCAAGGCAAUUAGAAAGAGGCUUAAGUUCCAACGAUGAUCAAGAUUGGAUGUCAGGUAUGAAACAGAUUCAAACCGUCGUAUUAUUCGAUCGUAGUGUUGAUCUAAUAACACCAUUUUGUUCGCAAAUGUGCUACGAAGGUUUAGUUGAUGAAUAUUUUAAUAUCGAAGCAGGCCGUGUGAAAAUUCCUAAAACUGAAAAUGCAGAUAACUCGGGUAAACAAUUCGAUCAUAUAUCAUUAUCGACAAGAGAUGAUAUGAUGAUUGAACGAAUACGCGCAAUGCAUUUUACAAAAGUUUUUCAAGAAAUAAAAGCUGUGCUCGCGCAACAAAAUGUAUUACAAAAUGAUUUUCGUGAUAAAAUGCAAGAUGCAACAAUAAGUGAUUUAAAACAACUUGUUCAUACGGAUGUCAAAGGACAUAUAAAUGCCAAGAGACAAUUAACACGCCAUUUAGAUCUAUGUACAGAUAUAUACGAAAAGAAGAAAGCUACUGAUUUUAAAAUUCAACUUGAAAUAGAAAAGGAUAUAUUACAUUCGCAAAAUUUUGAAGACAUUGUUUCCUAUAUUCAUACAAUGAUAUGUCGUUGUGAACCAAGUAAAUAUCGGCCAUUACAAUUACUUUGUCUUUUAUCGGCAGCAAACAAUGGUCUAACACGUGAAUCCUAUGAAUUAUUAUGCCGAUCAUUUCUUCAAGCAUAUGGUUAUGAUAAUAUUCCACUGUUAUAUAAAUUAGAAAAAUUAAAUUUAUUUCAUGUUAAACGUCCAUGUGACGUGCCUAUAUCAAGUAGUGCAAGCACUCCAGCUGGUUUUCGUGGCGAUGCUUUCCUUAAAAUGGGAAAACAAGUUGCACAAAAUCUUACUGAUAAAACGCAAACACAGAAAACAUUUUUUCAAUUUAUGAGAAAAAGACUUAAUCUAACACCGGAACUCAAUCAACAAGUUAAAACAACACCCGGACCAGAUAUGGCUGACAUAUUCGGUUCAAUCUAUGUUCCAUUUUCAUGUCGAUUAAUCGAAGAAGCUUUGCUCAAUCCACCAAAAUUAUCAACACUUCAACAUGAACUUAUUCAACGUGGUUAUCCAGGUGCUGAAGAUCUUUUCUCACAUCGAUCAUCCGGUGUAUCAACUCGCGCGCAAUAUCACGAUAAUCAACAGUCAAUUCUAGUUGUUUUCAUUGGUGGUUGUACACAAUCAGAAAUAAAUGCUCUUCGAAUGUUAGCUUUAAGUAAAAGCAAUUCAAAAUGGCGAUUUUAUUUUGCACCAACAAACGUAUGGACACAUACAAGAUUGUUGCAGGAAAUCGAAACUGCACAAUAA
Messenger RNA from Rotaria socialis, 1902 nucleotides. Lineage: Eukaryota; Metazoa; Rotifera; Eurotatoria; Philodinida; Philodinidae. The record is from the annotation of a GenBank genome assembly.